AUGAAUUUACCAGAGGACAUGAUCUACCUCGUUCUAUGCCGGCUUCCAGUGAAGAGUCUCCUAGGAUUCAAGUGCGUCUCCAAGCAAUUUUGUUCCAUGAUCGACAGCGAAAACUUCAUCCAAUUUCACCUCAGAUAUUCUGUCGAAAACAACACCGAACCCAGCCUCGUUAUUCAAGAUAAAAAGAAAAUCUGUUCUGUCAACGUCGUUGAUUCUCCCACCUGGCAAACCAGGGAGCUUGAUGCCCCGUUUGGUUGUUCCAGGACCAAAAUCUUGGGUUCUUGCAAUGGCUUGAUUUGCGUUCUAAAAUCCGCCAUCUGCAGUGAACCUAAUUUGUCGGCUUUGUACAGAACAUUGCCUAGGAUGUACAACAUCUUACCCAAGAUUGCCUUCUGGAACCCCUCAACAUCGAACAAGUUCCAUGUCCUACCGAUUGAUCCAAUCGAAGUUCGAGGACUUAACUACAGCGGCUUCGUUGAUGUCCAACAUGCUUUCGGACAUGAUUCUGUCAACAAUGACUACAAGGUUUUGAGAAUUGUAAAGUUGUAUAACGAGCUUGAUAGUUUCAUCAUUAAAGUUAGGGUUUAUAGCCUGAAGACUAAUUCAUGGAGAGAAAUUAUUGCACCCAGUCAAGCUAAUGAGAUAAUGACUGUAAAUCGAUAUGUUCGACGAUAUGUGCUGGUACGAGAAGCUUUUCAUUGGUUAAUCAAAGCACAUGAACCAAAUAUCUGUGCGUUUGAUAUUCAAGGAGAGGAAUUUUGCACUGUGCCAUUGCCCAACUUUGGAGUUCCACAGGGUUGUUUCAACAUGAAUUUGGGUGUCUUGGGACAAUGCCUUUGCUUGGCUUCUACUCGUGGCCGCGAGAACAUCGUCAUGUGGAUGAUGAAGGAAUAUGGAAGGAAGGAUUCAUGGGUUAAAUUGUUCUCACUUCCGAGAGAUUCUCCAGCAGGCUACGUUCUAUAUACUGUGCCUUUAGCAGCAUAUUCGAAGGAUGUUCAUGACCUUGACCAUGAGAAGGUUCUCCUGAAAUUAGUGACGCAGUAUGGAGAAAAACUUGUACGUUCUGAUCGGAAGAACAAAAAAUCCGUUGUCAAAAUUCUUGGUCUCCAAAGGGAAACUCAACUCUUUACUUAUGUUGGAAGCCUUGUCUCUCCCUUCUCCAAUGAUGGAAGCAAGACUAAAAACAAGAAGAAAAGAAGAAGAGAUGAAAACGCCUAG
Messenger RNA from Dovyalis caffra, 1218 nucleotides. Lineage: Eukaryota; Viridiplantae; Streptophyta; Magnoliopsida; Malpighiales; Salicaceae. The record is from the annotation of a GenBank genome assembly.